AUCUGAUGAAUAAUGAGAUGAAGAUAAAAAUUUCGAGUAGCUUGAAGAAUUCAAGAUCUAUCGCAAUGUAUAUGAGUGAAAAUAAAGUUUUGGUUAAAAUAUCCCUAUGAGAAUAGGUAAUAAAUUGCUGAAAGAGACUGAAUAAUUUUAGAAUUAAAUUUGUAAAGCAGUGGCAUUUUAUGUAGGUCAGGUAUUGAUUUAGGUUCUGGUUUAUGAAAAAGUCAGGAGCAUUUUCAAAGAGAUUGAGUAAGGUUGAUCAUUGCGAAAAGUUUUGAAUUAAUUGCAAUGAAACCAUAAGAAAUAGAGAAGAUAUUACUAAUUUGACUACGGAGAGUUGUGGUUGUGAUUUUUGUAUUUUUU
Molecule: messenger RNA, 360 nt
Organism: Paramecium octaurelia
Lineage: Eukaryota; Ciliophora; Oligohymenophorea; Peniculida; Parameciidae
Source: the annotation of a GenBank genome assembly